Messenger RNA from Labeo rohita (rohu), 2506 nucleotides. It is a transcript of the gene golph3b, whose product is annotated as golgi phosphoprotein 3b. Lineage: Eukaryota; Metazoa; Chordata; Actinopteri; Cypriniformes; Cyprinidae. Bases 200 to 1084 code for a protein of 294 amino acids. The transcript is spliced from 4 exons. Gene Ontology annotation, molecular function: phosphatidylinositol-4-phosphate binding. The record is from RefSeq and is a predicted model, not a curated record. Gene Ontology annotation, biological process: retrograde vesicle-mediated transport, Golgi to endoplasmic reticulum; Golgi to plasma membrane protein transport; Golgi organization. Gene Ontology annotation, cellular component: cytosol; trans-Golgi network; Golgi cisterna.
UCCGCCAUAUUGAAUAAGGAAAUAAGAGUGGAAGAGGAGGAACGUCCCGGAUGCAUGUAAACAUCCACGUCAACAGAAAGUGUAUUAAUGAAACAGUUAUAAGGACACGAAAGAGCGCAAAUACAGACGUUAUCGGUUCUGGCGGAUGUAUAUUUAAAAGACUGUUAAACACGGUGGUGUUUCUAGGCUUGUACAAACAAUGACUUCCCUAACGCAGAGAAACUCAGGCCUCGUGCAGAGACGGACCGAGGCCUCGCGUAGCGCCGCCGCCGCGGAUAAGGAGAAAAGCCCCGGCGAGGAUGAGUACGAGUCCCGCCGCGGAGAAGAGGAAGAAGAGGACAAGGGAGACUCCAAAGAAACGCGGCUGACUUUGAUGGAAGAGGUGCUGCUGCUCGGACUGAAGGAUCGAGAGGGUUACACAUCAUUUUGGAAUGAUUGCAUAUCGUCUGGACUGAGAGGGUGUAUGCUUAUUGAACUGGCUUUAAGAGGACGCCUGCAACUGGAGGCAUCUGGAAUGAGGAGGAAAAGCCUGCUAACCAGAAAGGUGAUAUGUAAAUCGGAUGCCCCCACUGGAGACAUGUUGCUGGAUGAGGCAUUGAAACAUGUUAAAGAGACUCAGCCUCCAGAGACAGUCCAGAGCUGGGUUGAGUUGUUAAGCGGUGAAACCUGGAAUCCGUUGAAGCUGCACUACCAGUUGCGAAACGUGCGAGAACGCUUGGCCAAGAACUUGGUGGAGAAGGGUGUCCUCACCACAGAGAAGCAAAACUUCCUGCUUUUUGACAUGACCACCCACCCGCUCACCAACAACACCGUCAAGCAGCGACUGGUGCGCAAAGUCCAGGAGGCCGUCCUGGAGAAAUGGGUCAACGAUCCCCAACGGAUGGAUAAGCGUAUCCUGGCGCUGCUGUUCCUGGCACAUUCCUCUGAUGUUCUAGAGAACGCCUUCGCCCCUCUGCUGGACGACCAGUACGAUCUAGCCAUGAAGAGGGUGCGGAUGCUUCUGGAUCUCGAGCCUGAGGCCGAAGCCGCCAAGUCGGGCGCCAACGAGCUGCUGUGGGCGGUGGUGGCCGCUUUCACCAAAUGAACCUCCAGAGUAGAGAGAAAGGGACUCGACUUUGUGCUCAUGGCAUUGGACUCAGACCGCUGGCCCCAAGCUUGGUUGAUUCGGACUAAUAUUGGUGAUGGUGAUGAUGGAAAUGCAAAUUACGAAGGAGAUGAUGCUGAUGAUGACGAGACUUGGAAAGGGAUGGCUUUUUCUCAUUGUCACAGAUCUGUCUCUGACCUUCACAAAGGUGUUGCCCUGUCUACUUCUAAUGGCCAAUAGUUGCUACAUGAUUGCAAUUCACUGUGAGGCUUCUUGUAGUUCAUGCACUUAGAUCAUAAAGUUCACGUAAGAACCAAGAUGAGCGUGUCGAAGGAGGUGGUUUGUAAAGAGUCUGUACUUGACUAGGCCGUGACUGUAAUCUUAACCCAGAUCCUGGUAUAAUUCUACAGUAAUCCCAAACUCCAUGUAUCUUCGAGUAAGGAGCCACUUCUUCCGAACACACAGGCUUGAUGAUUCUUGUCGUGGUUACAUGAACAGCUCCUGCUUUUGCAUAUUCAGCAGGAAAUGUUCCAUUAACCCUUGCUACCUGGUGUUGAGAUGAAAGAAAAUAAACCAUUUCACAUUUCAAAAGACUGAAACGCAAGCAUCAGUUCUUCUCUGGUGCUUUAAAGAUACAUGACCCUGCUUCCUUGCAAGUCUUCUUUCCAGAAAUCUGAAUGCUCAAAGAAUAAAAUGUUCUAAUGUGUGCUAAUAUUUUCAUUGUUUUGCCUGGCGACUCACAUCGGCCUGACUCUUAACAUCAUAGCGAUUGUUGUAUUACUUGCAGCGUUUUUGUUGUUUGUUAGGCUGAUCUCAGUUGAAUCCAACAUUCACACUUAAUUCUGACAGCGAAUGGUUUGGGUAUUGUACUGUAACAGACCACAAACAGGUCAAGGAAGCAUUGAGUACACAAAUACACCUUAAAGAAAACAUCUAGGUUGCCUCAUAACUUUCAUUCAUUUCAUGCGAAUGGCCAGUCAAACACUAGCGGAGCCCCGACUUUAAGAAAGGCUUUCAUUCCCGAGGCCUUUUCAUAGUGAUCACUGCAUUGAUGUAGUUGUCUUGUCACAUAUAUAUGGUUUUGUUCAUGUCAUAAUCUCUCCUCUCGCUAUAUUUCCAAUUUUUAUACUAUGUUUUUAAUCAUUUUUAUUUCGUUCCUUCCUUUAGUUGUUAGCGCAAUAUUUCAGAGUUGUUUGUCAUGUUUUUGGUUGUCUCCUGUCUUGAAAGCGGACGGGGAAAGCACGGGGUAGGGAUGUCCCCUUCCAGUGUACGCAAGCAGGUGUUUGACAUGAUUUACUGUUAGCAAACAAUACUUAAUGAGCUGUAAAAGUAGAGAUGGUGUGAAAUGGAUUCCCUGAUUUGUACAUCUGCUUUUUAUCAUAUAAUAAAGGAAUAUCUUUAAGUGCCUGGAUGGGAUAUGAA